This is a messenger RNA of Penicillium lagena, 1914 nucleotides long. RefSeq names its product ankyrin. The coding region runs from base 1 to 1914 and encodes 637 amino acids. The transcript is spliced from 2 exons. Lineage: Eukaryota; Fungi; Ascomycota; Eurotiomycetes; Eurotiales; Aspergillaceae. Gene Ontology annotation, molecular function: protein binding. The record is from RefSeq and is a predicted model, not a curated record.
AUGUCUGGCGAGGUUGCACCUGUCGCGUUCUUCUACUUUGGCCACCAGGAUCAGUCUACUCAAAGUACGCCGGCAGUUCUAUGCUCUAUUCUUAGACAACUUCUCGAGAAGCUACCGGCAAUCCCGACUUCCGUGACUGAACUCUUCGAGAAGAGCGGCCACAUAAGCCAAAUGCCUCUCCACCAAUGCGAAAGACUGCUUACUGAUCUCACUUCAGGCCUGAGGUGUGCUUAUCUAGUUUUCGAUGGACUUGACGAAUCGGAACAUCGGAAAUCGUUCCUUCAAAGCAUUCAGAAUGUGGUUCGAUGUCGCCAAGUCCGUUUGCUGGUCACAAGUCGGCCUCAUAUCCGUGACCUCACAGAUCUUUUCCAGCAGCAUCCGAAUCUUAUGAUCGAGGCCCACGAGGAAGACAUCAAGACCUACCUCUACCAGGAGCUCGAUCAAGGAGGAAUAUAUGACAUCGCAGAUCACGGCUUUGUGAACAGACUAGUUCAGAAGCUGGUGCAAGGGGCAGAGGGAAUGUUUCUUCUCACAGUUCUACGGGUGCGGACCAUUCUCAAGGAGCCAACUCUUGGUGAGAUGGAGGACAGAGUAGCAGACCUGUCCCAUAGCCUCAACGACGCAUUUGCAGAUACCAUUUCCCGCAUCCAAAAGCUCUCUGAGAGCCGCAGCCGACUCGGAAUGGGUGCUCUCAUGUGGCUUAGUCAAACAGCUCGGGCAUUGACGGAAUCUGAACUCAGCGAUGCCUUAGCUAUCCGCAGCGCGCAGAAUGCUGUCAACGUCAAGUAUCGCCCAGCUACCAAGACUAUUCUCGAAUGCUGCCAAGGUCUUGCGACCGUAGACGUGGAGGGUUAUGUACGCCUUGCACAUUACGCAAUUCAAGAGUACUUAGGAGACCAUUUGGAGGAACUCUUUCCUCGAGCCGAAGCCACGAUUGCGGUGACUUGCCUUCGCUACCUUGUCUUUGAGAACUUCCAGGACGGGCCAUGGCAAAAUGAGGACGAUAUCGAGUCUAGAAUGGAACUGUACCCCUUUCUCCCCUGGGCCGCCAGGUACUGGGGACAAUUCGCCCGACGGACCGAAACCGAUGCGGAGGUAUGGUCCACCUUGUUGGCCUUCUUCUCCUCCUCGGCCGCCACGGCCGUGGCGAACCAGGUACGGCAGUACUCGAUGGGCUACAACCGCAAUUAUUGGAAUGCAGCCGAGUGUAGCAGUUUCUCGGCGCUCCACCAUGCGUCGCGCCACGGGCUCGAGCGGGCAAUCAAUCGGCUUCUUGACAGCGGCGCCUACGACGUCAACGAGCUGACGCAGAGAGGCGCCACGCCCGUGAUCCACGCCGCAGCGGGCGGACACGUGUUGACAACCCGGGGCCUGCUAGCUCGCGGCGCCAAUCCGCACCUGCGGAACUGGUACGGCGACGCGCUGCACUGUGCCGUCGAGUCGGGCAAGACGGCCACCGUGCGCGAGCUGGUCCGCUGGGGCAUGGACCCUAAUGGCGGCAGGUACCUCGCCAGUGCGCUGGACGGCGACUCGGCCGACGCGUUUGCCGCGCUCGUCGAGCUCGGUGCCGAUAUUGAAACGCAGAGCGCGUUCGAGGUCCGCCAUCUCUUCUUCACCGCGGCACUCUGGGGCUGCUACAAGAUCGUCACACUUAUGCUGCGUCGAGGAUGGGUCGACAUUGAGAUGAGAAACCCCGGGGGACUAACAGCAAUGCACUGUGCCGCUACGGCCGCGAAUUCGAUGACGGUGAUCAGACUCCUUGACGCUGGGGCCAAUAUCAAUGCGGUGGAUAACAAGGAACGUACGGCUCUGGAUUACGCGGAAGCUGAGGGCAACAGGACCAUGGUGAGACUGUUGCUAGACUUAGGGGCCACGCAUUCGCAUCUACGCCGGGUCCCGGAUCCUCAGGCCUAG